AUGAUGCUCUACCACUUCCUUGGGCUCCGCUACCUGGGGCGCAACGAGCUUCCCUCGCAGGAUCAGCUGGAGGGCGCGCUGGAGCGACAUGCCCGCCUGUGCGAGUCCACGUACGCCGCCUGCGUCCCUAGUCUGGCGACGGCGGACGUGGUCGUCCUCGACGCGGUGGACCAAGUCGCCCCCACCAUCAUCGUCUCCAUGGACCGCGUCUGCCGCAGCCUGCGUGGACGCCCGACGGAGGCGUUCGGCGGGCUGCGCGUGUUUGCGGCGGCCGACUUUUGGCGCAUGCCUGUGCACCCCGGCAGUGACACGGGCGGCUACAUUUUCCAGCUGGACAACUGGGACGAGCUCUUCCCGCGGCAGCGGCUGCUGGAGAAAAUUCACGGGCAGUCGCGGCGGCUCACGGCGCUGGUCAGCAAGGCGCACUUCGGCCUCCUCACCCCAAGUGACAUCGAGGAGCUGGAGGCCCGUUCGGCGGCGGUGGACACGUCGGCCGCGCGAGACGACGCCGAAGACGGCGGCACGGAGGCUGAGGGGGAGGAGGAGGAGGACGACGACGACGAUGAUGAAGCCGCGGCUGCGCGGCGCGGGAAUAAUAAACAUAAUAACAAGCCCCGUAAUAAUAGUCACGGCAACUCCGGCAGUAGUCUUCUCUCUGCUCACGGCGCGACGCUGCCACCGCAGAAGUUAAUCUCCAACGUGGAGGCCAUCAUAAAGUUUACUUCCCGUUUUCCGAAGCAGCCGGCGAUUCGCGUACUGCCACCUCGUUUUCGAACAUUGAAGCGGACGGAGAUUGGGAAUUACGUCGUGAACAUGCUGUUGCAGGGCUCCAUGCCGCCGGCCUUCUCCCUCGUGGACUCGUUGAACCUUGACGUGGGCUCCACGGUGCAUCUUUUGCUAGACGCGCCUGCGUCCUUUGGGGUGCCCGCUGGCACCGUCGGUGAGGUGCUGCAGGUGAAGGAGCACGUGCUGGUGGUGCACUUUCCAUCCGUGCAUCGCACCGUCGAUGUACCCCGCAUGCGUGUCAGCGUCUACCACCCGUUUUACCCGGAAGUGCGCUACGAGAUUCAGCAAUUCCCGUUGUUCCCCCGCCAGAGCAUCUCCCCACUAAAUAUGCUCAACUACCAGCAUACAUACCAUGUGAACAUCGACUGCCACCGCCUCGCGGACACCAACGACCUUGGCAACCUGCUCGCCCGCAUGCGCAGUUUUGACGACUUUGUUAUCGAGCGGACGCAGGACUUUGUGCGCCUGGAUGGAAUGAUCCACGAACCCACGCGCAUCUACUAUCAGCGCAUCGCCAACCGUCCGCUUUCCACCGCGGCGGAGCAGUGGUGCCGCAACUGCAAAUCCUACGUGCCUACAAAUGAGUUCUACAAGCACUGGGACCACUGCAUCCGACAGGUGCGGUGGUGUAGCGAGUGCAACACGCGCAUCCCGCUUGAGCGGCUUGAGCCGCACCGGGAGAAGCACCAGAUUGUGCUUUGCUUAGACUGCGGCAGAGCUGUUGAGUGGCGGAGGUGGGAGGGACAUAGACUGACGUGUUCCGCGAUGAUGCGGGAGGUGUCGCCGGAAAACGAGUUCUUGCCGCUUCGCACGCGUCAGCUUGCGCUAGAGAUGGGGCUCGACAAGCGCGACCUGCACACCAUGCGGGCCUUCAGCCGCGGCCUGUUGCCCAAGUCAAGGAAACACUGUACGGGGAGCAACGCAUGA
Messenger RNA from Trypanosoma conorhini, 1713 nucleotides. RefSeq lists its product as uncharacterized. The transcript has a single exon. NCBI's taxonomy places the organism in Eukaryota, Euglenozoa, Kinetoplastea, Trypanosomatida, Trypanosomatidae. The record is from RefSeq and is a predicted model, not a curated record. The coding region runs from base 1 to 1713 and encodes 570 amino acids.